Messenger RNA from Xylaria bambusicola, 1652 nucleotides. RefSeq lists its product as uncharacterized. NCBI's taxonomy places the organism in Eukaryota, Fungi, Ascomycota, Sordariomycetes, Xylariales, Xylariaceae. The coding region runs from base 349 to 1509 and encodes 386 amino acids. The transcript is spliced from 2 exons. The record is from RefSeq and is a predicted model, not a curated record.
UCAAAUUGUGUCUCUUCUUUCAAUCUCCCUAGAUAUUCCUAUAUAAGUACCUAAUGGAUAAGGUUGUGAUUAUUAGGAUGUUUACUGUUGAGACUGUGUACAGUUUUAUGGAGAUGGGAGGCACACCUGGGCAGGUCCUUCUUCAGGGUCUUGUUCAGGGCUACUAGCGUGAAUAUGGGCGGCUACUGCUCCACGAAAUCUUCAGCAGCACCUCGGGCCAUUUCUACAUCGCCCCGCUGACGCAACACCAAAGCCCCAUCUAUUUGAUGCGCUUCACAUGCGCAAGGCCGCCCUCUCCGAAGAAUCUCCCUUUUGACAUUAUUCUCGUUUGUUACUAUAGAACCCAACAUGCCUCCUUCGAAUGAGCUAUUAACCGACGAUUAUGUCGCCGAACUGCUGGCUAAAGAGGCCACUGACUGUUCCAUAAAGUACUCGGCUAUGGGAUUAGAUGCCUUCAAACCAGACAGACGACCAGCUAAUCAGCCAAAACCCAACACACGAUUCCUCAACAACAUUAUACGAGAUACGAACAGCCACAACCGAGCGCUUCUUGCUAAGGAGAAUGCCGAAUCUCAGGCAAGGUUGCGCGACCUCGAAGAAGCCGAUCGCAAGAAGAGAGAUGAAGAAGAGCGCAAAGAACGACGGUCUAAGCCUGGUCCCAGCGACACUCGAAAGCGCAUGCUAGGUGAUAUUGCUGCUAUUCUAGGCGGCCCAUCCAAGAGGCGGAGACCAGAAGAGAGUGACAGGAAAUCCUCGCGUAUAAAAUUGGACCAAGAUAUACUCGAAUCUACUGAUAGUCGGGACCGAAAGGGCAAGUCUCGAGAAACAAGACAUCGGGACGAAGAUCUGAAGCACAAGAGUAGGAGUAGAAGAGAUGAUUCUCGGGACCGCCAUCAUCACUCCCACCGAAGAGAAGAAAGGCGACGCCAUCAUAGCUCAAGCUCCGAGGAAAGAGAAGAUCGACAUCGAGAAAGAAGAGAACGAUCCUCACGAGGAAAAGAUUCCCACUCUAGACACCAUCGUCACCCCGACAAACGUGAUGAACGCAAACGCUCUCCCUCUCCAACCAAAGAUCCAGAUUCAGACUCCGAUCCUCUCAACGACAUCAUCGGGCCUGCGCCUCCCUCCAAAUCAACUGUUCAGCGCCGAGGACGCGGCCACAAUGCCGCCAUGUCCGGCAUCGACAGCCGUUUCGCCGCCGACUACGACCCCACAAUAGACGUAACCCCGGAUCCCGACGAAAAAGGCGACGGUGACUGGGAUAACGCAGUCGAAGCGUUCCGAGACAGACAGAAAUGGAAACAACAGGGUGCGGAUCGCCUCCGCUCUGCGGGUUUCACGGAAGACCAGAUACGGAAAUGGGAAAAGGGGGAUAAAAAGGACGAGUCGGACGUGCAAUGGAAUAAAGCUGGCGGUGUACGGGAAUGGGAUCGUGGGAAAGUGCUUGAUGACAUUGACAACCGUCUGUCCCCUGAGGAGCCCGAGUAUGGACGGCUGAAGGGUACAUGAGAUGUCGAGCAUAUUAGCGAGGAGAUCGCAGAUAUUACUGCAUCUUUUCCUCGGCGAAAUUGGGUCGUUUAGAUUAAAUAGCGUUGGGUUGAGCAUCGUCUUUCGUAUGCAUUCUAUAAGGCGUUUUUCUUUCCAUCGCAUUU